Triplophysa rosa is the source of this 1359-nucleotide messenger RNA. It is a transcript of the gene sumo3a, whose product is annotated as small ubiquitin like modifier 3a. Gene Ontology annotation, molecular function: ubiquitin-like protein ligase binding; protein tag activity. Lineage: Eukaryota; Metazoa; Chordata; Actinopteri; Cypriniformes; Nemacheilidae. The transcript is spliced from 4 exons. The coding region runs from base 115 to 399 and encodes 94 amino acids. Gene Ontology annotation, cellular component: nucleus. The record is from RefSeq and is a predicted model, not a curated record. Gene Ontology annotation, biological process: protein sumoylation.
UAAAGUAGGUAAAGGAAAGCGCGUCCCCGUCGGCAGCUGUGUUGCUCUACGGUGUGGAGAGCGCAUAUUGUGUUCGCGGUAUCUUCAUAAUACAGACAAAUACACAUCUGCAAAAUGUCCGAAGACAAGCCCAAGGAAGGAGUGAAGACCGAGAACGACCACAUCAAUCUGAAGGUGGCGGGACAGGAUGGCUCAGUGGUCCAGUUUAAAAUUAAAAGGCACACGCCCCUCAGCAAAUUAAUGAAAGCUUAUUGUGAGAGACAGGGAUUGUCAAUAAGACAGAUUAGAUUCAGGUUUGAUGGACAGCCCAUAAACGAAACAGACACACCGGCGCAGUUGGAGAUGGAGGACGAGGACACAAUUGAUGUAUUUCAGCAACAAACUGGGGGCGUCUGCUAAAACACCACCCAGACCCCACACUUAUCUAUUUUAUUCCUCAUGUUGUUUUCAUUCGAAUGCUUUCCCAUUAUUCCACCCCCUCUCUUCAAUUCUCUUGUCAGCUUUAGCUUUCCUCGAGUGGGCAUCACAGCGUGUUUUCAGUACUCAAUAUUUAUACUCAUGAAUUAGACGGAUACUGUGGCGGGGAAACUCAAGAUGGCUGCCGGAGGGUGCAGUUGAUCGUCCGCGAGCUUCGCAAUGAUCGCUGAUUCACAAACCCACCGGCUGAUCAAACCGGCAACAGUUGACCCCCAUAGUUACUUUGCCCUUUUAAACGAAGGGGAAGCUGUUUUCUUUUUCUCCAAUCCUUGAGAGCUUUAAGUAGGGCUGUUUCAACUCUGAUUCUCUUUGUAUGUUGUAGAAAUAUUCAACCAGUGUUGUAUUCAUCUGCCUUUUUAACGAGGCUGCUUCUCACUGCAUGGGUGGGCUUGGGGUGGGGUCUAUUCUUAUUGGCCGUUUAAGAGACUUGACUUCAUGACACAAUUUCUAAUGACACCUUCUGGACCAAACCCCAAAGGUACUCCAGUUAGAGCAUUUAGACAACGCUAUACCCCACUAGUUUAUACUUUUAAAUGUGUGUAGAAAAAUCCACCUACUAUUCUCAUUUCCUCGUGUCUCGCUUGAGUAGGCGCGAAGGAUGUAAGAAUACCAAUGUCUGUUUGUUUUAUUUUUUAAAUCACCCCCAAACUGUUGCCAGGUCUUGAAGUAAAACUAAAGGGAAUCUUUUCCGGCUUUGUAGCGGAGAUGUUGUUCGUCUCUCGUAAGGCCUGGUGUAAUCUCUUUAAAACAUCUCUAGCCCACCAGAGAGGCUUUUAAAGGUCGACUUAAAAGAUUUCCAGAUGUUGGCAUCCUUCUGUACUGAUUUGUACAUUUUUUGUUGUCCUUUACUACUGUAAACAAUAAAUAUAGUUUGGUACUCAG